Messenger RNA from Pyricularia grisea, 1126 nucleotides. RefSeq lists its product as uncharacterized. Gene Ontology annotation, molecular function: oxidoreductase activity, acting on the CH-OH group of donors, NAD or NADP as acceptor. Lineage: Eukaryota; Fungi; Ascomycota; Sordariomycetes; Magnaporthales; Pyriculariaceae. Bases 80 to 964 code for a protein of 294 amino acids. The record is from RefSeq and is a predicted model, not a curated record. The transcript is spliced from 2 exons.
CUUAAAUUAGAUAGGGUGGGAAAUCUUGGAUUUGACUCGAUCUUCUCGUACACAAAGCCGGUCUUUGUUUCCUUCAGCAAUGUUUUCCGCAGCCUCUCGCCGUCUCUCGCCCUCGUUUCUCCCCAAUUCCCGCCGCAGCUUGGCGACGGCAGCUGCACCUCGGCCACGGACAGCCAUCGUGACGGGUGCAGCUCGGGGAAUCGGCAAAGCCAUCGCCCUCCGCCUGGCCCGCGACGGCUACGACGUCUGCAUCAAUGACCUACCCGUCCUGCGAACCGCGGCCGAGUCGGUCGCGAGCGAGAUAGGCAAUAUGGAGGGGCGGCGAGCAUGCGUGGCGCUCGGCGACGUCUCGGACGCCUCACAGGUCGACGAAAUGGUGGCGACGAGCGUGAGAUGCCUAGGCCCGCUCGACACCAUGGUGGCCAACGCGGGCAUCGUGCGCAUCAAGCCGCUCCUGGAGCACGACGCGGCCGAGUUUGACCAGAUCUUGCGCAUCAACGUCGGCGGCGUGCACCACUGCUUCGCGUCGGCGGCGCGGCAGCUCAUCGCGCAGGGCCAGUGCACUCCCGAGAGGCCCGGGAAGCUGCUCGCCGCGUCGUCCGUGGCUGGGUUCCGGGCGGCGGCGCUGAUGGGGCCCUACGGCGCGACAAAGUUUGCCGUCAGGGGCCUCGUGCAGGCGUACGCGCAGGAGAUGGGCCCGCAUCACAUCACGGCCAACGCGUACGGUCCUGGGAUUAUUGGCACCGACAUGUGGGGCCUGAUAGAUCGGGAGCUGGGCAAGCUGGCCGGUGGGGAGGUCAAGCCGGGCGACAUGAUGCAGAAGACGGCAGCGGGGGCUAUUGCGCUGGGUAGGACGGGCGUGGCGGAGGAUGUGGCGGGUUUGGUGAGCUUCUUGGCCGGCAAAGAUUCGAACUAUAUCACGGGUCAGACGCAGAUCGUCGACGGGGGCUUGUUCCUUACAUGAAGGACAACCAUUGGAUCUCCCGGCUCGGGUUGUGGGUAAAGGGUGUCUGUAAACUAACAAGAGAUCCUGAAAGUCUACUCGGAACAAUAUAAGGGUAGUAGGCCGCGGGCAGAACGCCGAGUACGAUUCAGUACCAUGUAUGCAUUGAAGCUGGAAGCGAAG